GUGUGUGUUUGUCCAUGAGGUGGGGGGACGCCUGCUAUUCUUGCGGUCUGUGACAGAGCGAUCCGAGCGAAGCGCUGCAAUGGCUGGAGUGUUUGACAUUGACUUGGACCAGCCGGAGGAAAAUGUCUCCGACGAUGAGAACGAGGAGGCUCAACUCAACGAUAUCAUGGACCAGUGUAGUGGAUUUGAGUUCAACAUGGACGACUGUGAGAAGAUCGAGAUAUCAGAGGACAACGUCAAUCAGGGCACGGAGAACAUCAGACCAGAGUGCUUCGAGCUGCUGCGGGUCCUGGGGAAAGGCGGUUAUGGAAAGGUUUUUCAAGUCAGAAAAGUUGUUGGAGCUGCAGCAGGAAAAAUAUUUGCCAUGAAAGUUUUAAAAAAGGCUAUGAUUGUACGCAACGCCAAGGACACGGCCCAUACCAAGGCAGAGAGGAACAUCCUGGAAGAGGUGAAGCAUCCCUUUAUUGUUGAUCUCAUCUACGCCUUCCAGACAGGAGGAAAGCUGUAUCUCAUCCUGGAGUACCUGAGCGGAGGAGAACUGUUCAUGCAGCUGGAGAGGGAGGGCAUCUUCAUGGAGGACACAGCCUGUUUCUACCUGGCGGAGAUCUCCAUGGCUCUGGGCCAUCUGCACCAGAAGGGCAUCAUCUACAGAGACCUAAAGCCUGAGAACAUCAUGCUCAACAGCCAAGGCCACGUGAAGUUGACGGACUUCGGGCUGUGCAAAGAGUCAAUCCACGACGGCACAGUCACCCACACGUUCUGCGGUACCAUCGAAUACAUGGCCCCGGAGAUCUUGAUGAGAAGCGGCCACAACAGAGCAGUGGACUGGUGGAGUCUGGGCGCUCUGAUGUACGACAUGCUCACAGGAGCGCCACCGUUCACCGGUGAAAACCGCAAAAAGACCAUCGACAAGAUCCUGAAGUGCAAGCUCAGCCUGCCACCCUACCUCACACAAGAAGCUAGAGACCUCCUGAAACGGCUGCUGAAGAGAAACGCCUCGUCACGACUGGGAGCGGGAGCAGGAGACGCCACAGAGGUGCAGGCUCAUCCCUUCUUUCGACACAUCAACUGGGAGGAUCUUCUGGCUCGGAAAGUGGAGCCUCCCUUCAAACCUUUCUUGCAAUCAGCUGAAGACGUGAGUCAGUUUGACUCGAAGUUCACCAGUCAGACACCCGUCGACAGCCCGGAUGACUCAACUCUCAGCGAGAGUGCCAAUCAAGCCUUCCUGGGUUUCACGUACGUCGCUCCGUCAGUCCUGGAAAACAUCAAAGAAAAGUUCUCGUUCGAGCCAAAAAUCCGCUCGCCUCGCCGGAUCGUGGGCAGCCCAAGAACACCUCUCAGCCCAGUCAAGUUCUCAGGGGGGGACUGCUGGGCCCGGAGCCCCCUCCUCCCUGGCGGAGGACCAAGUGUCCUCCAGUCACCUCAGGACCAGGCCAUGGAGCUGUCCACCCCAGAGCAGAUGGACGUCACAACGAGCUCCGAGGCCUCGGCCCCUCUCCCCAUCCGUCAGCCCGCCGGGGUCAACCUGGCUCAGAUGAAGCAGCAAGCCUACCCUGUCGUCGCCAAGCGGCCCGAGCAUCUACGUAUGAACCUAUGACCCACUGCGCCACUUUAGGAGAGUUUAUUUCUUGACUCUUUUUUUUUUUUUUUGUUGAUAUUUUUUUAAGAAACAAAAAGAUAUGGAUGUUAGAGACAAUUCAAAUCCAAAAAUUGCACAUCCUCACACUACAUAUACUGUCACAACCUGGAGUUUGUGCGUGAGUCUGGGACUCCAGCGGAGCGUCUGACAAAAGUGCUACCAACGGCAUCACCGUCUCACCACUUCUCCUCCGACACCUCGGGUCUCUCGGCCUUCGUCUCCUGACCCUCCCUUUCUGAACUGGACUAGUAAGACUGGAAAUCAUUUGAGGAGCUACAGCCUUUUGAGCGACCGGGAAAUCAAAGGCGAUAAUGUAUCACAGUAUGCAAGCGUAUGUAUGCUACUAUGAAAUGCAGUCAGCUGACAGAACAAGAUGACGUCCAAAGUGCUUUGUGCUAUUUGAGUGAACACAAGCGAGGAAAUUGCUUCCACUGGGAGAUUCCGACAGUUCUUCUUUGACAAAAAUGCUUCCUGGCUCUGAAUGAAAUGAUGUGACUUGACUUGGAUGAAAAAGAUCAAAGAGAUCAUUGUGAGCGGUGGACAGGCGGAGGUUCUGCUAUUGAUGAAUAUAGCUUUAUGUCUUACGAUGUUUUACGAAAUGGAUGCAUUAACUGUGCUAUACAUCAGCAAUGAAUCAGAGAGCCUAAAUUAAACAAGAAAAAACCAUGUUGACUCUUUACGUUCUUUCGGCAUUGAUGUUGUGGAUGACUUGUGAAAUGGUUUGUUUGAUGUGGGAACCACACCUCAAUUAUCUGCUCUUCAGGCGUACUACACUAUGGGAUGUAUCACUGGAUUAGUUGACGCGUCACCAGACAUAAUUCAGCUUGAUCACCAUCACCACCCAAAAACAUCAAACUGAGCUCGGUGCUGCUUUGUGUGAGUCCACUCGGCCCUCCCCGAGAGACUGUGGGCCUCAGCGGUGACGGGAAGUCAGACCCCAUCUGGCCCCUGGAGUGAAUUCACCGGGGAGACUGUGGCACCAGUUGAUCUGGAUCUGCAGUCGUGGGGUCUAAUGCUCCAAGAAACUUACAGCCUCUUGCAUCAGCGUUCACUUGUUUGGGAGGGAAAUUUUCGAAAUCCUGAAAA
Molecule: messenger RNA, 2725 nt
Organism: Chelmon rostratus (copperband butterflyfish)
Lineage: Eukaryota; Metazoa; Chordata; Actinopteri; Chaetodontiformes; Chaetodontidae
Gene: rps6kb1b
Product: ribosomal protein S6 kinase b, polypeptide 1b
Exons: 15
Coding region: 80-1597 (505 amino acids)
Biological process (GO): protein phosphorylation; signal transduction
Molecular function (GO): ATP binding; protein serine/threonine kinase activity
Source: RefSeq, a predicted model, not a curated record